GCUUACGUGUGGUUACCAACAUACCAGCAGAGGUGCUGAAAAGAAAAGGUUAUCUUGGGGAAAAAAAGGAAUUGAACAAGUUCAAAGAAUGUGUGCCAGUUAGGAGUCCUGAAGACGAUGAAGCUUUUAUCUCUUAUCUCAGACCACUUGUUGCUCUGUGUCUUCCUGAGUCUACUUUGGGGUACAACUGACUCCACUACAAUAAUCACAGCAACAGUGACAGCAGGACAGGGAAGUGCAGCAAAAACAGAAACAACCACAAGACCAACAACACAAAAAAACACUCCCAUGGGUCAAACAAUACAAAAAACCACUUCACUGGCUCCUAGGCUACAAAAACAAAUUCCACUGGCUCAAAAAAUACACAGUCCCACUCUGCUUAAAUCUACCUCAGCAAAAGCCUCUCCAGGUAAUGUUGACAGAGUGAAUGUGACCACACAAAAUGAGAGUAGUAUAACUCUGACAUGGAACAAGGUUAGCAACAUCCCAACAUACAUCCUGCAAUAUGGUGAUAUAACAGAAGCUAUUAAUAAAGCUGAAGAAGGACCCAUAGUACAUGUGGUCACUUCUCUGACUGCUGGAACAAACUAUAAUUUCACUCUCUUCACCGUGUCUGGGGGACUCAAUAGCAGUGGAUUCAGUGCUGUGACAGUUCCACCAGUGGUGCCUUGGGUCAAUGUGACUGAACGAUUUACUAACAGCAUAACUCUAGAGUGGGAGAACAUGAAUAAAGACUGGCAAUACGAGCUUCAAAUCAAUGGUCGUGUGUCAGAUAAUGUGUCAGACGUCUCCUCAGAUACAAUCAGAAAAGUAGUGACAUCUCUUCAGCCUGGAACAGAGUAUGAUUUCAACUUAACCACAGUGUUCGCUGGACUCAGGAGCACUCCUUAUACGAAUUUCACAGUAACAGCCAUAGACUGUGCCAGUGCAGACUGGAAAGUUACCAACUCAUCAAUCAAAGCAAAGAUUGAAGGCUUGUUCUCGACCGCAACCGCCCAUAAUUUAUCUAACGUUUAUGUUAGUGAUGGACGUGAAAAUGUGUCAUUUACUGGACUUUACCCUGGUGCCACCUAUCAGAUAUCUCUUGUCUAUGAAAAGUCUUCCAGAGUUUUCCUGCAGUGUGAACACAAAUUAACAAUUCUUCCUCCUAAUCUAAAUGCUCACUGUGAGUACUGGGCAGCUGGAUACUCUGUUCUUAUUAAAUGGACAGACCCAGAGGGCGAGUGGACUAAUGCGGAGGUGAAUGUGACUGGAAAGACUCACACAGUAGCUAGUCCUGAAACUAAAAUCAUAAUCGAUGGAUUCCAACCUGCCAAAAAAUAUAAGGUGUCUGUAACUUCACUGUCUGGGCUGAGGAGGAGUUCUGAACCGCAUGUUUUUUACUGUCAGGCUGAUCCAAGGGGAGUUAUUGCAGGGUCCGUAUUUGGCGUGCUUCUUUUUGGUCUCCUGGUCGCUCUGGUUGUCUUCAUUUUCCUCAAAAGACCAGAUAUUAUUAGCAGAAAGAAGUCUUCAUUCAUUGGUGGAUCCAAAGUAUCUAACACACAGAGCAAAUCUAUUCCUGCUGCAAAGUUUCCGGACCACUUCCAUCAGCUGAGUUUGGAUGAGAACAGAGGCUUCAGCGAGGAAUAUGAGUGCCUCGCUCCUGUUGGAACAGACCAGACACGAAAGACUGCUAAUCUACCUGAAAACAAAGCAAAGAAUCGUUUCAGUAACGUCUUGCCAUAUGACUGGUGUCGUGUGAAGCUAACUACAUCAGAUCCUGAUGGAAUUUCAGACUAUAUCAAUGCCAAUUACAUGCCGGGCUACAGCAGUAACAGAGAGUACAUUGCCACUCAGGGCCCUCUGCCCUCUACUGUUAAUGAUUUCUGGAGAAUGAUUUGGGAACAAAGAGUUAAGAGGAUCGUUAUGGUAACCAACUGCAUUGAAGGAGGGCGGACCAAGUGUGAACAAUACUGGCCUGCAGACAGUAAGCCAUGCCUUUAUGGAGAGCUGUUGGUCACCAUGAGAUCUGAGCAACAGGAGACCAACUGGACGCUGAGAGAAUUCAACCUAAAAGAUAGAAAAACCUCAGAAGAACGGACAGUUAAACAUUUCCACUUUACUGCCUGGCCUAAUCAUGGAGUCCCAGAGUGCACAGAGGUCCUGAUCCAGUUCAGAGGACUGGUGAGACAGCACAUAGAGAGAGAAGGGGGCAAAGCACCAACUUUGGUUCACUGCAGUGCUGGAGUCGGGAGAACUGGCACUAUCAUUUCCCUGGAUGUGCUGCUUCAGCAGCUGGAGAAAGAACAAGCAGUCGGCAUCAAUGCCUUCGUACACAAGAUGAGACUGAACCGACCGUACAUGGUGCAGACGGAGUCCCAGUACAUUUUUCUGCACCAGUGCAUCAUGGACAGUCUGCAACCAAAAGACACGAAUGAAGAGAACAUUUAUGAGGAUAUAUACGAAAACACGUAUGAGACACCAGACAGCUUAGACGUCAGUGCCACUGCUCUCCAAUAGUUCCGUCGGCACAAUGUAAACGCCUAGUAUUAACCCUGCACUUAAUCUUUUAUGCAGUUAAUGAAAAACUAUUUGUCUUUGACCAAUAUUUUGGUUUUAAACUUAAUAAUACAAACUAUUACAUCUUAACUGUUUCCGUAUAUGCAUUGCACACUUCAGAUCUUAUUUAGUUUGCAUCUCUUCUAAAUAUGUGAUAUCAUAGUUGUUGUUGUUGUUGUUGUUUUUGUGUGAGAAAAUAGCUCUCUGAUGACUUGGGAAUGUUAAAAAUGUCAUGGUCCUGGGUCCUUUUCACCCAGCAUGUUGAGUUUCUUCUAUUCUAGUGAUAUUUUGUAUUAUGGUUUAUGUUCAGGUUCAUUUAUAGUCUCAGUUAUUCUGUUUUGAAUUUCUUUAUACUCCCUGUUUAGUUCUUGGAUUAUUAGGUUUCCCCUUGUGUCUUUGCCCUCUGUGUCUCUCUCUCUGUGUCUGUGUUUAUGUGUUUGUAUGAGCCGCUGCGUCUUGUCUCCCUCCUUCUGUUCCAUUCUAUGUUUCCCGAGCCCGUCAUGUCUCCUCUCUAUCCCUCGUGUUCCCUUGCUCCCUUUCCUCUGCCUUUCCUCCACUCCUCUGUCAAACUCAUGUGUCAGUCUUGCAUUCAUUCAUUUCCUGUUUUAUUGUGAAGGUCUUGUGUUCCAUGUUCAGUGUGUUUAGUUUUGGUUCCCUGGUGUCGUCAUGUCUAAUUUGUCUCAGCUCUGUUCCCCAUGUAUUUUCUGUUUCCUCGUGGUUGUACUGUGUAUUUAAGCCUGUUUCACUCAGUCCAUUUCUAUUCUCAUGCCUGUCUAUUUGCCUGUGUGUUUCUCUGUAUGUUUAGGUUCCAGAAUUCCAGUUUAGUUUUAGUUUUAUUUUGUAUCACCUGCACGGCAGCAAUAAAGCUGUGUUUGUGAGUUUAAGUCUUACCUGUUAGUCUGUGUUGGGUUCUUUCCUGCCUGCUGCGCAGCCAGUUUAUGACAAACACCACCAUUUAUGCAUCUUCUUCUAAGUUUUGGUUUCAGUGUGUCACUGAUUCUCUUUCCUGGACCAGAAACAACCAUUUAUGCAUCUUCUUCUGUGAUGUUGCUGCCUGAGGGGUCCUGACUGCUGGACACAGUAGAGAAUUUACUAUCAGUAACUUCCAUUUCUGGCUUUGGGGGCCUCGUGGUUGAUCUCUAAUGGCCCUGACUGCUGCUUGCCCGGAUAUAGUGGCUCACUUUUAUCAGCGUCAGGCGGGGGAGGGACGGAACAUUUUAGCAAUGUUGUGCAGCACACUGCUUUGAUAAUGUUAGACUGUUUAAGUGAGUCUUCUUGUGCAAAACAAAGUUAUGUCAGACACUUGAAACACUUCUUCAUGGAAUCCAGUGUCGUCUGCAUUACAUUGAGGAUCUUUGUGUGGGCCUCGUUGAAGUAGAUCUUGUUGUCGUUUGAGGGCUCUGAUAAAGGAGUCAAGAUGUGCUUGCUUAAGUGGUAGCCUUUCCCACCUUUAAAUGAAAGGCAAGAGAAUGCAGUGAAUAUCACAGCACACAUGUUCAUUUUAAAACUUAUGAUGCAAUAUCAUUUAACAGUCCUGUUAAAUUUAAAGUCAUUGUAGUGUACAGUUUACCACAAAGUAAUUUGUGAAUGUUGUAUGUGGGCUGAUGUAGAGGGGUGAUUAUUAGAGGAGUAAUUAAAAGCAUUAAAAGCACAAUUACCACAUUGACUCUAAAACAUGACUGCACUGCAGGAGUAUCUGUAAUGUAUCGUAUGAGAUUGCACUUGCAGUUUAGUAUAUACAUUGCAACUGAGAAAAAAAAUUAGUCUAUAGCCGGACUGUGACAUACACUGACCAUGCACUUCACAGUUACACCACUUCAGCUGCUUGUUAAUGCAAAUAUCUAAUCAGCCAAUCACAUGGCAGAAACUCGAUGCAUUUAGGGACGUGGAUAGUUUUUUAGGGUCUGUCUGAGCAGGACAAUGCAACUGUUAAUUAACUGCUUAGAUCACACAGGUACCUGAAGGCAAAAUAUAACAAGCAGACACAUUUUUCUUAGGAGUCACAAUAGAAGUCAUGAGGAAUUGAUAUCUGAUUUAUUAUUCUUAUAAUUUGGGUCCCUAAAUGAAAUAGAUUGAAGGUUUAAUGUAACUACCUGAGAAGAUGGAGUGAUGAAGAGAUUAUGUCCUGCGAUGUAUUAUAGAAUUAAAUUUAAAAUAGCUUAUCAAGAAUAUGCUCAUGACUGCACAUCUAAAUUUAAAAUCUUCUGUGUUUAUAUUUUUACAAACAUUGUAUGUUUUAAUAUACCUUUGUGUGAAAUUAAAUAUAUAUGCUUAAAAAGAUUUAGCUUGUGAAAA
Molecule: messenger RNA, 4833 nt
Organism: Oreochromis aureus
Lineage: Eukaryota; Metazoa; Chordata; Actinopteri; Cichliformes; Cichlidae
Product: receptor-type tyrosine-protein phosphatase H-like
Exons: 16
Coding region: 118-2499 (793 amino acids)
Biological process (GO): protein dephosphorylation; angiogenesis
Molecular function (GO): protein tyrosine phosphatase activity; cadherin binding
Source: RefSeq, a predicted model, not a curated record